Molecule: messenger RNA, 456 nt
Organism: Protopolystoma xenopodis
Lineage: Eukaryota; Metazoa; Platyhelminthes; Monogenea; Polystomatidea; Polystomatidae
Source: the annotation of a GenBank genome assembly
AUGGGUCCACACAGUGCACCCGCAUCCGACCUACAUUCUCUUACAUCAUCUGCAUUUUGCCUGCCAUUCGGCCAGCCAGGCAUUUUGCCCUCUACUGCCUUCCAAGCCCCUUCUCAGCAGCAACAACCGCAAGGAGCUCAUCAUGAUACCCUCUCUUUCUCGGGUCACUGUAGCCCGGCAACUGCCGGUCCCGGCACCGCCAGUCUCGUCAGUAGUGUAACCGGCCAACAACAACAGUUGCUUCUUAUGGGAGGAGCCAACAGUGUUGGCAGCGUCGCGGCGGUUGGCCAGUCUCCAGGGUCACCGCUCAAGGAGACCACCAGCGAUAUGGCGUCAGUAGUGCGAAGCAUGAUCCGCUCUGACUCAGGCUUGGAGAUACAUGAUCGAACCUGGCUUAAGAUCACCAUUCCAAAUGCGUUUAUAGGUAGGCCCUUUUCUGAAAACCAACGAAUUUAA